This is a messenger RNA of Nematolebias whitei (Rio pearlfish), 2502 nucleotides long. RefSeq names its product heterogeneous nuclear ribonucleoprotein M (gene hnrnpm). NCBI's taxonomy places the organism in Eukaryota, Metazoa, Chordata, Actinopteri, Cyprinodontiformes, Rivulidae. Gene Ontology annotation, biological process: regulation of mRNA stability involved in response to oxidative stress; alternative mRNA splicing, via spliceosome. The coding region runs from base 154 to 2292 and encodes 712 amino acids. The transcript is spliced from 16 exons. Gene Ontology annotation, molecular function: mRNA binding. The record is from RefSeq and is a predicted model, not a curated record. Gene Ontology annotation, cellular component: post-mRNA release spliceosomal complex; nucleus; cytoplasm.
UACUUUUUUUUUAAUUGCGCAGCGCCGUAGUCCGCCAUUUUCGUAAUAGUCAAGAACGUUUUGUGCUAUUACAGCCGGUCGAUUCCGUAAUAACAAUCAUUUUAUUUUAGUAUAACUAAUCGCGGUUUGAUUAAGUCCUCAUUCGCAAUAAAAAUGUCCAACGAGCAGGAAGAAACGAUCAACUCUGCAGCCGAGUCGCAGCAGAAGGGAGAAAUGAAUGGAACACCCAAGAAUGAAUCCAUUCAAAGCAGGAAGGAGAGACCCCAGAAGAGAGGUGGAGGUGGUCGUUUUGAACCUUACGGCAAUGUCAACAAAAGAUACCGUGUCUUUGUCAGUAACAUCCCCUAUGAUGUAAAAUGGCAAACCCUCAAAGACCUGAUGAAAGAAAUAGUGGGUGAGGUAACAUACGUGGAACACUUAAUGGACGCAGAAGGCAAAUCCAGGGGUUGUGCGGUUGUUGAGUUUAGGACUGAAGAACUAAUGAAGAAAGCCGUGGAAAAGGUCAACAAGCACAACCUCAAUGGGCGACCCCUUAAAGUGAAAGAGGACCCUGAUGGUGUCAUUGCCCACAGAGAAAUGAACAAGUCUCAUAUUGGGGGUCCCCCAGGAGGCCGUGGUGGAAUGGGGGGUAUGGGUGGUAUGGAUCGAAUGGGUGGUAUGGAUCGAAUGGGCGGUAUGGAUCACAUGGGUGGUAUGGAUCGCAUGGGAGGUAUGGAUCGCAUGGGAGGUAUGGAUCGCAUGGGCGGCAUGGAUCGUAUGGGCCCAGGACCAGGACCAGCUGGCCCCAUGGUCAACAUUCCUCCCAGCCUGAUGAACAACCCAAACAUCCCUAACGAGAUCAUUGUCGGUCUCCAAAAUGGCAGGAUUGGAAGCACUAUUUUUGUGGCAAAUCUUGAUUACAAAGUUGGAUGGAAAAAGCUGAAGGAGGUGUUUGGCAUGGCAGGUGUGGUGGUAAGGACAGACAUUCUGGAGGACAAGGAUGGAAAAAGCAGAGGCAUGGGCACAGUCACAUUUGAAAUGCCCAUUGAAGCUGUCCAAGCUGUCUCUAUGUUCAAUGGACAAAUCUUAUUUAACAGAAUUAUGCAUGUUAAACUGGAUGAAAAAUCCAUCCCCAAAGAUUUUGGUCAGUCAGACAGAGCGGCUGCACUUCCCCGUGGGCUAAGCGGUGUUGGUUUGGGCCUUGGACCUGGUGGUCAGCCUAUUGAUGCAACAAUGCUCAACAGAGGUGGUGGUGGUGGUGGUGGUAGUGGUGGUGGAGGGAUGGGAAUCAUGGGCCCUGGAGGAGUGGAUGGAAUGGGGUUUGGCAACAUGGGAGGUCGCAUGGGAGGAGGAGGAAUGGACAACUUUGGCGGAAUGAACAACAUGGAUCGUUUUGGUUCCUCAGGGAUGGGGCGAAUGAAUGAGAUGGACCGUGGGAUCGGUGGCUCUUUUGACAGGGACUUUGGACGAAAUGAAAUGGGAAUGUCUCGCAAUAAUUUUGGAGAUUCCUUUGAAAGAGGAAUGGGGAAUUCCCUGGGUAUGGAUCGCAUGAACUCUGGAAUGGACCGCCUUGGAAGUAACAUGGAUCGCAUUGGUGGGAUGAGCAUGGACCGGACGGAUCGUGGGUCUGACCUGGACCGGCUGGGAUCUGGGUUCGACCGUAUGAGCUCAGGGAUGGACCGGAUGGGUUCCAGUAUGGAUAGGCUUGGACCAAGCCUCGAUCGUAUGGGAUCUAACAUGGAUCGCAUUGGCCCUGGGGGAUUUGACCGGCUAGGCCCAUCUAAUAUGGAUCGCAUGGGGUCCAACGUGGAUUUUGGCUCCACAGUUGGCAUGGAUCGCAUGGGCAGCACUGGACUCGACAGAAUGGGAAGCAACUUCGAUCGCAUGGGAUCUGCCGGAGGCCUUGACCGCUUUUCCUCUGGUGGCUUUGACCGCAUGGGCUCUGGGAUGGACCGGAUGGGAUCUGGAGGUGUUGGUCAGUUUGAUCGCUCUGGUGAUAUGGAUCGUGGGUUUGGAGGAAAUUCUUUCGGGGGAGUUGGAGGGCCUGGAAUUGGGGGAAGCAAUCUCAGGAAAGGAUGCCAGAUCUUUGUCAGAAAUCUACCAUUUGAUUUCACCUGGAAGAUGCUGAAGGACACGUUCAAUACAUGCGGGAUUGUCCAGUAUGCUGAUAUCAAGAUGGAAAAUGGAAAAUCCAAGGGCUGUGGUGUGGUUCGCUUUGACAACCCUGAAACUGCUGAGCGUGCCUGCCGCUCCAUGAACGGCUAUCGCCUGAACGGAAGAGAGAUUGAUGUUAGGAUUGAUAGAAACGCUUAAUUCACACAUGUCACAUCUGACAGUUUUAGUCAGCAAUGUCUAAUUACUCUGCAAGGUCAGAAUUGUUCUCCAUAUUUGGUUUAGUAGAUGUUAGUGAAAAUUAUUUUAGUUGGUAACUUGUCCAAGUUAAUGUUUUUAGUUUAUACUCAUAUUGGUAUUCUGUGUUUUAGAGAACAAACUUUUAAUUCUUUUUUGUUUGAUUAUGCUUCA